Clunio marinus is the source of this 8122-nucleotide messenger RNA. NCBI's taxonomy places the organism in Eukaryota, Metazoa, Arthropoda, Insecta, Diptera, Chironomidae. The record is from the annotation of a GenBank genome assembly.
AUGGUAAUAAGCAGGUCAAAUUAUACGCCGACUGUUCCGAUCAGUAUUGGGAGUGACAUCAUUGAAUAUGAGAGAGAAAUCAAGAGUCUGGGCGUUACAUUAAGUGAUAACCUUUCGUGGAAAAAUCACACAAAUAAGAUUUGCAAUGAUGUCAAGGCAGGGCUAGCCAAGCUUUGGCAAUCAAAAUCUUUUACUCCAAAAAGUACACGCUUACUUUUAUGUCAAGCUCUUCUUCUCCCUAAAUUUUUGUAUUGCAGUAAUCUGUACUUAGGAUGUAGUAGAGAAGAAUGGAAACGUCUUGACGGUUGUUUCUCUGCUUGCUUGGUUGAUCUUUCGCUGAUUGCUCAUUAUCCAAAUCUUGGGAGUUGUAAGCAAAAGCUUCAAUUUAUUGCUAAUGAAAGUGCCUGGAAAGUAACUUUGAGAAAUUUCAUCUUCAUGGUUGAAUUGGAAUUGAAAAACCAACCAAAAACAAAGUAUCGCGGCUGUGCAGCACCAGAACUCAAUCAGAUUGUGGCUCAAUUCGCUGCUCGUUUAUGUUACAUAGUUUAUUGGAAUAAUUCAAUUUGGGAUGAAAUUGAUUACGAGGAACAGCUUUCGAAACGACAAAAAAGAUCAGAAAAGUUGCAAGCAUUGAUAGAUUUCGCUCAACCUACAGAAGAAUUGAAAGAUUUUAACUGGAAAUGGUUGACAGUCUUAAGUGAGCUUUUAUACAAUUAUCCAUCUGCUCUUGAGAAUGAUCAUUUCCAGCUAUUACUUCAACUGCUCUCACGUGUUCAAGAGUCCAUCGAACAUGAAUCUCACAUUUAUGCUUUCACGAAAUGUUGUCAUGUCCUCCUUCAAAGAGAAGAAAAUUUCGUUUCAACUGCAAACAUUCACGUUGUUAAUUUAUGUCACAAACUUUGGUUUAAAAUUGUCGAGGCAACAGUUCGCGUUUGUACUUCAAAUAACAAAAAUUCAGUUGAGAGUCACAUUUUAUUACAAACUUUAAUUCAUCACAAGAAAUUUCCGUCACAAAGUUUCAUCGAAGAUGUCGUAAAGAUUUUCAUCACAAAAUCUUCAAUCAAAAGUGAUGCAACAUUGAAAACUCUCAUCGUUCUCAUGAAGUCGUUCAACAUAGAUUCGUUGCAGAAUGGAAGAGAAUUAACAUCGACGAUUCUUUCUUAUACUUUCGAAAAAGCUUCUGUAGCCGAUUUACGACGCGUGAUCACAACAUCUGGGAAAGAAAAGCCAACAAAUGAAAUAUUGUCACAAAUUGGCGUCAUUUGUUGUCUAUCAAAAACUGAUGUCGUAAAUUAUUCUCAAAAUGACAUUUUAGACAAUGAGAAGCUUUUUCAGGAAAAUUGGAAGUUGGAUUUGCAAGUUGAAUACAAGAAGGAAAUUAAUGAAAAAAUUCAAUUAAUUCUCAUGAAGUGCAGUGAAAAAUUGUUGAUCGAGGAAGAAGAUUUUAUAGAAUUCCAGAAUGAAAGUAAUGAAGAGAGAAAUUUGAACGAAUUUCCAAAAGAAAUCAAAUGCAUCAUCGAUCAUAGUCUUUAUGAGGAGCUUCAGAAUGUCACGGAAUUUAAAAACAAACUCAUCGGCAAAGACGAUAACAUUGAAGUCGUCAAAGAUUAUCUUCAAUCAGUGCUUGAAAACAACGAAAUGUUGCUUCAUCUUGCUGAUAAUUUCCUAAAAUUUGAAGCAUUUAAUGAAGAAAAAUUCAAAAGUUCAUUUCUCACAAAGAAAAUUGAAUUUCAUUUGCAAGAAGUCGAAAAUCUUUUUGAGAUGAUUGUGACGAUGAAUGAAGGCUUGGAGAUGAAAGACACACACGAAUUGUUGAAAGCUUUGAAACGUUUAUUCAGCUCAAAGUUUCACAUUAAACUUUGCUUCAAAAUUCGAUCUUUUGAUUUGGAACAUUGCAUUCAUUGGAUCGGCAAACAGAUCAAACACAAAUUUCUAACAUACGACGAUGAUUAUGAACAGAUGAAGAUUGGAAAAAAUGAAUUCAUAAAUGCAAAAAUGGAGGAAAAAUUGAAGUUCCUAGCAGUUGAAACGCUUUGCGAAUAUAACAACUUUGAUGGAAUGAACUCGGAAAUUGUUCACGAACGCUUGAGUAGAGUGAAAAUCAACGUUGAUGACAACAUGGAUCUUCACAUCAUUUUUCAUGUUCUGGAAGUUCUCGGACGUCAAAAAAAUAUUCCACAAGAAGUGAAGGAAUGGAUUUGGAAUUACAUCAUUAAGAUUUGCAGAGAACAUGACAGAAAUCAGUUUGUGAUGGAAAACAUCAUCGGGAGAUUGAAAUUUAUCUUCCGCUUAUCUACGAGUUGUCCUGAGUUGUCUUCCAACGCUGUCGUUCUUUGUUCAUCAAUUUCAGCUCUUUGCAUCGAGCCAAUGUUUUGUUCGCGUGUUACUGUCAAAUUCAUUCAACAAUUUAAAUAUUUUCAUGAAAAUUAUUUUCAUCUUUACAUCGAUCAAAAUCCCGUCAUUGAAGUCUACAAACACUUGACAAACAUUUUUCUAAAUUCAAAAACUUUCGUUGUUAAGUUGGAAGCAAUCAAGACCAUCAGUUGCAUUCUUUACAGUGACAUUGAGAACAGCAAUGAAUUUGAUCAGUUGAGAAUUGCUCGAGGAAGUAAGCAGAAAAUAUUCAAGAAAGUUUUCGAUAAGCAAAGAAUUGAAUAUGGACGUGAACCGAUGGAAAUUGCUGAAACUUUCGAUGAUGUUCAAACAAACAUUGUUGCUGGUUACGUUCAACUGUUCACUUCAAUAUUUUGUGUUAACUUCAACAUUCGCAAGCCAAUUAUUCUUGAAUUGUCACGACUUUUUCUUCGCUAUGAAGUGCCUGAUGAAGUUUCGUUGAAUAUUUUUAAGAAGAUUCUUUCGUACUUAAAAUGUGAUGUUGGAAGUUUAAUGGACACGAACAGCAUCGAGAAUUUAAUAUCAGAUUGGGUGAAGCAUAGUUAUGACCUUAAAAGAUUUCCAUGGUUUUUCACCGGAAGCAAAUCAGUCGAAGAAUUUGUUCAAGAACAUUUCGAAUUAAUCGCUUUGGUGCUAAUGAAAAAUGAAACGCGAGCUAUCGAUCGACUUUGUCAAAGUUCAGACUUGUCACCGAAAUCAACAAUCGAACAAAUUCUUCCCGAAUGCUUCGCUUUUCUAGUUCCAGUGCAAGCAGGAUGUAGUGGAAUUAAAUAUCUGAAGAAAGCAGAAGAAAUGAUGGACAAACUCGAUUCGCUCUUCACUGGCGACUCACAAAAGUCUAUGAAACUUCGUAAAAUUGCUUUGGUCAUUGCACAUAUCCUUGAGAAUGUCUACGAUUGCGAAAAGUUUAAAGAAAUUUGUGGAUUUGAAAUGGAAGUUCAUUUCAGUUCAGAACAAAUCGAUUGCAAUGACUUUGACAAAUGUUUAAAUUAUUUAAAAACAUUUUUUGCUGUUCCAAAAACGAAGUCGAUUCUUACCUUCUUCUGUCGUCAGCCAAACUUCUGUCAAUUUAUAGAAAGACUUCUCAUGAUGCAAAAGAAGAAAAUUCAAAGCACGAGCUUGAAGGAACAUAAAAUGCUUUACUUGUUGCAAUAUUGCGUGCUGGUUAAAAAGCUAUUCGAGUAUUUGAAAGGACCGGUUGAUGUUGAGAAAAGUAUCAAAGGGUUCAUCGUUCGUGACGUCGCAAACUUUCUAUGCUUCCUUCUUCUCGAUGAUAAAUUUGGAUUGAGAUUGCCAGAAACUGCUUUAAACUUCUUAGAAAUCUUUCUCAAGGAAAUUCUUCCGGAAUGCUCAAUUGACGUCAAACCUUUUCUUAAUAAAAUUGUGUCGUCAUUGGUGAAUAUUUGUAAGCUCGAAAAAGGAUCAAAACUUAAAUCAUUGCAGAAGAAAUGUCUCGGAAUUAUACAAUUUCUCGUAUUGGAUCAACAAUCAUCACUUGAUGAUGAAAUUGCUUUGUUGGAUAAAUUUCCAGCCGGUCAAGAAUUCGAAGACGUUUGCGAAACGCAAUUGAGAGUGAAGUACAAAGACGGAAAGUUUUCAUUGUCACAAGAAAUUGAACAUUUUCUGGCAGUUGAGAAGCGAAAAUUCGAAGGACUUGUUGCACUUAGAGAACAUCUCGCGGAGAAUAAAAGUGAACUAAAAAUACUUUUCAAUAAAUUAGCAUUGUCGCUUGGAUUCAGUGAAGACGGUGAAAGCGAUUUACUUCACAAACUCAUCCGAUCUUUAGUUGAAUAUACAAGAAGCUCAUCUGAGAACGAAGACAGAUCAAUCGAAGCGAUCAAAUGUCUUGGCGAGAUUGGAAAUUUUGAUUUAUCUACGAUGGUCUUCAUCACAAAAGAUCAUCAAGAUGCGACAAUUUAUGAUGAAAUCGGUGACACUUUACAUUGUCAGAAUGUCAUUUGCAGAAUUGCACUGAAUCAAAUGGAAACAAUGAUUCAACAUCACAAUCCUCGAAUAUUUGAGUCGGCAUGUAAUGCUUGUCAUCACAUGUUGUCAUCAAUAUCAGCGGAAGGAUACAAAGCGAGUAUUUAUCUUCGUCCAUUCGAGACAAACACAAUCAGCACCAAAAAUCUCUUCUACGAAACCUUAAAGACUGACAGUUCAUUGAAGAUCAUCGAACUCUUUAAUGAGUAUGAAUAUGCAUCUUACAUGACGUGGAUUAAGCGACUUGUGAUGUCAAUGAUGACACUUGUUGGUGACAAAGUUCUCAUUCAAGUCGUGAGUGCACAGAAAAGCUUCGCAGAACAAAUGAGUCCGUUGGUCUUUCAGCUACUUUUAAGCUACAAUGAAGAGAAGUUAAACCAUGAAAUCAUUUCAGGAAUGAACUUUUUCUUCUCGAAAACAUCAGAAAUGUUGAGUUAUUCGGAACAUGUCAACAAAGGGUCAAUUUAUCUUGAUAAACUCGCCAUCAAACAAAUGUUAAAGCUUGUCGAAUGUGUGAGAAUGUUUUGCUUAAAGAAACCGAAAUCUCAAAUGGCAAAGCAAAACAACUUGAAUUACUCAAACAUCGCUAAAGCUGCUAAACAUUGUGAAGCUUUCUUCACGGCAGUUCUUUAUGGUGAAAUGUGGGCUGAGAAACGACAGAAAGAUGAAAAAAUUCCUUUCGCAGUGACAAUCAAUGAUAAAUAUCUUCAAGAAAUCAUGUAUAGCUCACUCACUGCUAUUGGACUGAAAGAUUCGUCGGAUAAACAAAAUGAAUCGCAGCAAUAUGAAUGCUUAUGGCGAUUGUGCAAUUGGGAUGUCAUUGUUGAAAGUGAUUCAGAUGUGAAAGAUCAGAAAAGUGUUGCUAAUGACUUCGAGAAGUUUCAUUACACAGGAUUGAAGUGCUUGAAGAACGACGACGAACUUGGAAUGAGAAUUGCCGUGUCCAAAGCAAGGAAAUCAAUUCUUCAAUUACUUCAACAAGAAAGUCUCGAAUGCACACAAAACCUUUAUAAAUUCCUGGGAAUGUCGCAUUUACUUCAACAGAUUGAAGAUUUCGGUGAAGUUCGAUUCAAACGAAUGCCAGAUUCACAUGAAAAGUUAGUAAGAAAGUGGACAGCACAAGAUCAAUUGCCACACGACUUUAAAAGACUUGAACCGAUUUUAUGUCAACGAAAUAGCAUUUACGAUACUGCAAACAUCAGGACAGGAAAGCGAACGUGGAUUCCCGAAGCACUGCAAUCAAAUAUGUUGAUGAUUGUCAAGGAAGCUAUUGAAGCUGACUGUCAGAACGACGCCAUUAAAAUGAUUUCAAAACUUCGAGCUUUAUCCAACAUAACAACAGCAAACAAAGCUGAAAUGCUCGUAACAGAAGCUCAGAUAAAUUUGAAAAGCAACAUGAACUUGGCCAAACAUUCUCUGAAGUGUGUCAUCGAAGAGAAGGAAUUUGGUAAAUUUCCAAUGUUGAAGUGUGCAGCGUUGCGAAUGUUUGGUGAAAUCUUAGCAGAUAAUCAAGCUGACAAGGUUGACGUCAUUGUUAAGAACUACUUUUUGAGAGCAAUCAGAACACUUGAAGCUUACGCUGAAAAGCAUAAAAUGUCACAUUUGAUUGCAUUCAUUUCUACCAAUCAAGCUUCAGAAAAAAGUUCUCAAUCGUUAAUGAGUCAAGACAGCGACGAUCAUGUUGAUGGUAAAGUUGAGAAGAUAAUUAAGGAAAACAUUUCUAUAUUUGAUACUGUGGCAAAGUAUUACGAUCGCGAGUACAUGGAGAAGUGCGAGUACAUGAACUCAGCUGAUUAUCAGAAUAAAAUCGAAGCAUUAAAGAAGAAUAUCGAGAAGAAAGAAGAAUUUGUAAAGAUGUUGAAACAUGACAGCGAAAACAAAACAAUUAAACAUUCUAAAAUCAUUUACGAAAGAAGCAUAGCAAUUGAUGAGACAGAAUUAGGAGAAUUGAAACGAGAAAAAGGGAACGCAGCUUGCAAUGCACUUUUCUAUUAUCUUCGUGGUGCUAUAAGCGAUCCAAACGACAACAUUCUUAGCAUUUUUCGUAUCAUUUCGAUUUGGUUUGCUAAUCUUAACGAUAAUCGUAUCUGGAAGAUGUUGAAUGAACAUUUGUUGAGAAUACCAAGUUUUAAGUUCAUUGCAGUGCUUCCUCAACUUGUCGUUCGUCUGACUGAUAAAGAAAACGAGAAGUCCAACAACUUAUUGAAGAAAAUUAUUGAGAAAUGUGCUGAUGAUCAUCCUUAUCAUACUUUGCCAUUAAUCUUGGCACUUGUUAAUUCAAAUGUUGAUACGCCAUCGGCACAAAGUCAAGAAGAACCUCGCGUUGUUGGUGCUAAAUCUUUAUGGAAUUCAUUAAAGAUUGGAAGUCAUCGAAAGAUUUUGUUAUACACGAUGACUCAAAUGGAGAAUGCAUCAUCAGCUCUCAUCGACAUUGCUAACAUCUCAUGCCGAACUUUUCCUACAAAUCAUCCUUUAUUAAAGCUUAAAAAGUUAAAUCAUUUGCAAUGUCAAACCGUUGAUAUUCCUGUGAUGAAAGAUGGAAAUUAUAAAGAAAGCUUAAUAAGUGUUGUCAAAUGGGAUUCAGAAUUUAAAAUGCCUGGUGGCAUCAAUGCACCAAAACAACUCACAUGCUUGUGUUCGGAUGGAGUUAAACGACUUCAACUACUUAAGAAUAAAGAUGAUUUGAGACAAGAUGCUGUCAUGCAACAAGUUUUUGGUGUUGUUAAUCAACUUUUAAAAUACAACAAAGAUAUGGAGAAGCGUCAUGCUCGUAUUAGGACUUACAAAGUUAUGCCAUUGUCUCGUCAAUCAGGAAUUCUUGAAUGGUGUAAAGAUACUGAACCAAUUGGAUUAUUCCUAACUGGUUACAAGUCAACAAAAGGUGCACAUGCGAGAUAUUAUCCUGAAGAUUGGGAACCAGAUCGAUGCAGAGAUGAAUUGAAGAAAGUUGAUCGUCAACCUCCACAGAAGAAAGAGGAGGUUUUUAAAUUAAUUUGUGAAAAAAUUCGACCAGCAUUUCAUCAUUUCUUUUAUGAAAAAUAUAAAAAUCCUGGUCAAUGGUUUGAAAGACGACUCGCUUAUACCACCAGCGUUGCAGUUUCGUCAAUGGUCGGCUACAUUCUAGGCAUUGGCGAUCGUCAUGUUCAAAACAUUCUCAUUGAUCAAAAAACUGCUGAAAUUAUUCACAUAGAUUUUGGAAUAGCUUUUGAACAAGGAAAAAUUCUGCCACAUCCUGAGUUGAUUCCAUUCCGUUUGACACGUGACAUUAUUGCACCGAUGGGUGUUUGUGGAGUUGAAGGUACUUUUCGCAAAACUUGUGAGAAGACAUUGGAAAUUAUGCGAAAUAAUGAGAAAAUAUUAACAACAAUUCUUGAGGUAAUUCUUUAUGAUCCGAUGUAUGCUUGGACACUUUCAACAAGACAAGCUCAACGUUAUCAAUACGGGGAUGAGAUAGAUGAAGAGUCGAGUGAUGAAAUUGAUCAAGAAAAGAAGCAUUCAAUGGCUAGUCGAGCAUUAUUAAAGAUUCAAAGUAAGCUUAAGGGACAAGCUGAUGCAUCUUCAAGAUAUACGUCAGUGGAAGGUCAAGUUGAAUGUCUCAUUCAAACGGCUAUGAAUCCAGCAUUGUUAUCGAAAUUGUUCUGUGGAUGGCAAGCUCAUCUAUAAUUUUUUUAAUGUUUUACAAUUUUGUUAACGACAUCUGCUUUUCAAAUUGUUGAUAAAAUAAACUAUUUUAUAAAAUUUACAA